This is a messenger RNA of Oikopleura dioica, 2319 nucleotides long. NCBI's taxonomy places the organism in Eukaryota, Metazoa, Chordata, Appendicularia, Copelata, Oikopleuridae. The record is from the annotation of a GenBank genome assembly.
AUGCCGGACACGACUUGUUGGUUCGAUGGAUCCACCGCUCAGCGGAAGCUAGCAAGAAUAAAAGGAGAAGAGCAGUUGAAAGCUCUCGUCACGGCUCCUGUCAAUUUAUCAGUUCUAAAGUUUAGCAAUCCCAGUAAGAUAGACCAACGGGAAAAAGUGUUCAAAGGCCUCGCUCCAUCAUACUUAUUCUCUGCGGACCAUGUUCUCGCAAAUAAAAAGCAGUUCCGUGCCAAGAAGUGUCCACCGAUGUGUCCUCAGCGUCCACUUGGAGGGUUUAUGAUUGAAGAAAAUAGGAGUAGAAAGAAAUCUAAAGAAGAACUUCCUCCUCUUAGAUUAUCACAGCACAGAAAAAGCAUUUUCGUACCACCAAGACCGAGAAAAAGAGAACGAGAUUGGACAAAGACGACGAUUGCCCGCCUGUCAAAGAGAUGCUCUUGGUGGAUCGCAAAAGUUAUGCACGAUGAUCCAAAUUCCGCACGAGAACAGGUCAUUGGGAACAUCUUACGAUUCCACGGAGAAUGCAGUGACGCGGGAAGUGAGCCCGAGUUGCUUCCUGCAAUUGCUACUGAAGCUGACCGUGAGAGUUUUUACAAUCGAUGCGCUACACAUGGAAUUAUGAUGCGAAAAAUUCCACAUAUGCCGGUUCCGAACGAUGAACGCAUGACUCUCAAGGAGUUAGCGAUGGCAAAUCAAAGAGAUAUGUUUGGAAAUCAGCGAACGAUGAUGGAGUGGGAGUUUCAACUUAUCAGUAAAAAAAAUAAAAAAACGCUGCCUGUCAUGGAGAAUAUCAAUCGAGACGAAACGAUGCCAAAGAACCGACCACGUUCGGCAGCAUUUGAUCUCAGAGUUACUUCAAACGAGUCUAUUCAUGCCGCCAUCACGGACACCGAAGAAUUCGAAAACGACGAACACGAGGAGCCAAUUUAUAUCGCUGUCAAAGUUUGGCAAGCUGCUUGGGGAAACAGUGCGAAUUGGAUCGACCUGUCUCUUCAUGAGCUGCGUCUAAUUCUUGAGCGUAAGGAGACGCUUCUCAAAGAAAAUUGUAUGAGCGCUCUUGCUGCGUCAAUUAUGUAUGGCCGUAAAACAAAACACCUCAGUGCGGACGAAAAGUUCAAGCUUGACGAAGAACUCUCGACAGUUUCGCUCGAGCAGCUAGACUCAAGCAACGUCCGCGUCAAAUUGGCAGCGUGCGCAAUCAUACUCAUUACUCCCAUUGCUGGACACGAAGAAAGACUUGUGAAGGCACUGAAUGAAAUUGUGAAUGUGGAGACAGAAAUAUCAGAUGUUUUGUUCGCCUGCUGCAUGCUCGCACACAUAAACGGGCAAAACAUUCACGAUAAUGUUUCUUUUAUUCUUUUCCAAGAUUAUGUGACCUACAGAAAGCCUUAUAUUCUUAGCUUGUUGAAGAAAAUCUCGAAGGGAAACUCCAAAACUCACAAAAUUCUCGCUGAGUUCUUAAACUCUGGGAUUCCAGAGGAACGAGCAAUCGCUUGUUAUGUGCUCAGCGAAAUAGACACGAAAAUGAUGUCCGACGCUAUUGAAGAUAAAUUGGUUGAGAUGCAGUGGUAUGAUCAGGUCAAAUCUGUCCAGCGAUCUGCGCUACUUUGCCUACACAAGACCGGUCGGGAGUCAAGGGUUUUCGAAUUCGUUCUCAAUCUGCUAGCUGACUCGCUUGAAUCAGUAACCAAACAUGAUGUCACUCUUACUGCGCUGGAAUGGAUCGUUAACAAUGGAACUGUAUCUGACAAGCUCAUCCGCACUCUGCUGCUCUGCUUCAACAGCAAACUUGGUACGAUUCGAUCUGCGACUUGUUUUACGGUCGGAGAACUGAGAAUCAAGCACCAGGACAUUGUUGAAAAUUUGAUAACGAUUCUCUCUUACGAAACUUUGCCUCAAAUAAAAAAAGACGCAAUCGAUGCUCUAGCAAAGAUCGAGCCAGGCAAAGGAAGACAAAAGGAUGAAAUAACUGCUGCUCUGGCGCAUGCAGUCCGUUUCGAAGAACAUCCACGAGUUCGCCGAGCUGCUGCAUAUGCAAUCUAUAUCCUAGAUGUCUUUCAAAACGAAACGUUAGCAGAAGUCAUUAGAGAAAGAAUCGUAGUUGAGCCAGAAGAAAGCGUCCAAGAAGUACUUCGUCUUAUCCUAGACAAAUUGAACUUGACCGUGAAGCAAGUCCUAAACGAAGAUGAAAUGCUCGUCCAAAUGAAGAUCGACAUCAAAGCACUCUGCCGACCAGAGAAAAUUAUCCCCUCAAUUUUGGCAAGGAAAAAACGGUCAAAUUAUGAACUUCCACCUUCUCCUUUUGUAAACCUCGGAAAAUAA